AUGAGUUCUAUACUAGAACUUGUUACUGUAAAUGGCCGGCCUUUAUCAAUUAUUGAAAAUUCGGGAUUUCAAAGAAUUAUAAAUCCACUCCUAUCUGGGCUCAAUUUAGUUAUAAACAAAGAAAAUUUAUCCAGAACUAUUAAUAAAACAGCCCAAUCAAUUAGAGACAAAAUAUUGAGAGGUAGAAGGAAAAUUAAUAAAGCUAUAAAGCUCCUGCAACCUGAAACUGAUUAUGAUAUAAGGAGUGAAUCAGCAGAUGAGGAAAAUAUGGAUGUAAAUGUAUAUAAAUAUGAUAUUGAUGAUAUACAAAAUACUUUUUUAUCAACUAUUAUAUCCUAUCCGAUUUAUAGUGUACGGUGUGCAGCUCACACACUUCAGCUGGCACUUCAAGAUGCUAUAAAAUUAUCACCUAUUGUGGAAACCAUUGCAAAGGCUAGGAGCCUAAAUUUAAAAUUAAGACAUCCCACUUACCAAAAGUUAUUAAAAAAUAUGAAACUCCCUAAGCCUGUGUUAGAUUGCCACAGAUGGCAUUCAACCCAUGAUAUGUUAGAAAGGCUGAUUUUACUAAAACCCAAUAUCGAAGAUUUUUUUACAGAGCAAUCUGGUUAUUUAUUGACUGAAGAUUGGAAAGAGAUAAUAACGAUUGUUGAAAUUUUAAAACCGCUAAAAAUCGCAACCAAACAAUUCCAAUCUGAACAGUUAACACUGACAGAUUUUUAUGCAGCAUGGUUAAGAUGCUGCAUCGAACUGGAAAAAAAUCCAAACCAUUUUGCUCAAUUACUGUAUUCUUGUCUUAAGAACAGAGAAGAAAGGUUUAUAAAGAACGAAAUUCUCUUAGCUGCCAUAUACCUGGACCCAAGAUACAAGGUAUUACUUAGUGAUGAUGAUAAGAUUUGUGCGAAAAAACAUCUUGUCAAUUUAUGGAGACGAAUUAAAAGCUUAACAACGCCGAUUUUAUCUGAUGAUAUUAGUUCCGAUGAAGUUAUUGAACAAGAAGAUGAUUUAGAGAAAUUGAUACAACUUAAAGAAAGGCAGGAGAAAAUACUUAAAAGAGGGCCAACGAUUGCUGAGAAAAGUAUUGGAACAAUAAUUACUGGAUUUAGCGAUUAUAAAAGAUUAGAUAAGAAGGAAAAUAUUUUGCAUUUUUGGGAGUCUGCUAAGCUGGAACACCCUGAAUUAUAUAUUUUAUCUAAAAUCUUAUUUGCUGUUCCUGCAACCCAAGUUAGCGUUGAAAGAUCUUUUUCACAUUUGAAAUUCAUUCUUUCACCACAUAGAUCGAGGAUGAGUGAACAACUCUUGGAAGAUAUUAUGCUAAUACGUCUAAAUAAAAUUUUUAAAAUUGAUACAUGACUAUAUGCU
Molecule: messenger RNA, 1359 nt
Organism: Gordionus sp. m RMFG-2023
Lineage: Eukaryota; Metazoa; Nematomorpha; Gordioida; Chordodea; Parachordodidae
Exons: 4
Coding region: 1-1350 (449 amino acids)
Biological process (GO): regulation of transcription by RNA polymerase II
Cellular component (GO): nucleus
Molecular function (GO): protein dimerization activity
Source: RefSeq, a predicted model, not a curated record